Leptopilina boulardi is the source of this 3544-nucleotide messenger RNA. Its product is annotated as homeobox protein Nkx-2.4. The record is from RefSeq and is a predicted model, not a curated record. Gene Ontology annotation, molecular function: DNA-binding transcription factor activity, RNA polymerase II-specific; RNA polymerase II cis-regulatory region sequence-specific DNA binding. Bases 895 to 2310 code for a protein of 471 amino acids. Gene Ontology annotation, biological process: cell differentiation; regulation of transcription by RNA polymerase II. Gene Ontology annotation, cellular component: nucleus. Lineage: Eukaryota; Metazoa; Arthropoda; Insecta; Hymenoptera; Figitidae. The transcript is spliced from 4 exons.
AUCUCACGCAAAAGGGGACAUCUCAUCACGACUCUUGGUACCUAGCAGGCACUUCUCUCGUUCGUAUAGUGGGUACUCCACUCAUCGUGUGUCGUCUACGGGUUUCCACGAGGCUGUAGGGGCCGCCCGGGCGAACAAGCCAACGUUGGUCGAGUGGGUCUAAGCGGCCGUGAGGACCUCUCCAGGAGAGAACACCCAACAGUCCUCUCCAUUCAUUCAUUCAUCCAUCCUCUAAAGCCAGCAAGCAUAUCCAUCCAUCCAUAUACCAUCAGCCGCCGUCGCGCUCUCGCUCCUCACCACCGCGCGUAUCCUCGACGAAGGUGGAGGCGAAAAGUGGUUUGGUUUGUACCAUCUACCCAUCUCUCGUCUAUCGGACGAGUCCAAGGACUCGAAAGAACCCUCCGGGGUGAUUUCAGUCGGCCGCCGGCCGGCUGUGGCCGGCCAUCCCACCACGUGUUGAUUUUGUCUUCCUUUUUUUUUUUUGGAAAAAAGUUAUAGCCUAGUGUGUAUGUCCUAUCGUGAGUGUUUUCCAUAUUAUAGUGCCAGAAAGAUCAUCCAGUGUUUUCCCUAUAUAGGAUAUACUGAUCUGGUGCGCAUCAAUGGUAUGUCAUUCAAGAACUAUUUGGGAAUUUUAAAAUCGGAGACCUUGAGGAGUAGGCGCAAUAGUUAAUACGAUAUCAAAGGAUUUAGUCUUCCAAUUUGAUGCUUCGUAGAAUCGAAGAUUUAGUAAUGUAUCCCUGGAUUUUGGAAAUGAGUUUAACCUAGUGAAGUGUGAAUAUAUAAAAGUGCGGGUAACGAGAAAUAGGAUGUUAAUCAAAAUUUUGGGAUAAGAUCGGCUCCACCAUUCUGCUAAGUCGGAGCCUAAAGUACUUCGACGGUGUCGAGGUCCCCGAAAUGAGCGGUGGUAGUGGCGGCGGUAACGGAGGCGGCAGCCAAGGAACCAGCAAUGCUUCCUACCACCAGCAUCAACAACAACAGCAGCAACAACAACAACAACAUUCACAAUUGGAACAGGCAGGUUUACUGCCGGAUUUGAAUGGCGUUGAUUUGGCUAUGAGCCUAUCGCCUAAACAACAUUCAUCACACGUACAACCUGGUGCACAUACAACGCCAUUUAGUGUAUCCGAUAUUUUAUCGCCAAUUGAAGAAUCAUAUAGAAAAUUGGAACUUGCUGCAGCUGCUGUUGGUGUUGUUGCACAUCCUCAAGGUUCGCCCUAUACGAAUGCUUGUGGUGGUGCUCGUGGUGUUGGUGGUAAUACGGGUAGUUCAAGCGCAAGCAGUGGUAGUCCACCUCUUCACGGGGGUUCAACGCCCGGUGGAAGUACACCGGGGCCCGUUGUUACGGGUACAAACGGUGGUAUUGGUGCGGGAAGUGUUGGUGGUACAGGUGGUGCAAUGAGUGCUAUGGGUAAUCCCUAUGCGACAAUGCAAUUAACUUCGCAAUAUCAAUAUUGCGCUGCUGAAUUAUCGCCAUAUCAUCAUGGUGGUCAUGGUGUUGGUGGUGGUGCUACUGCGACGGAUCCAAUGCGAACGCAUGGUGUAUCGUCGCAUCAUCAUCCAUGGUAUGCACCAGCGCCACCGCCAACUAACGAUGCACGAUUUGCCAUUUCGCGACUGAUGGGUGCCGGUUCAAAUAUGGCCGGUUGUUCGGUGGGUCAGUCAAUGGGCGAUAUGACAAAAUCAUCAGGAAUGGGCGUCGGCGUUGGUGUUGGCGUUGGUAUGGGCGUCGGUGCCAUGCAAUUUCCUCUUGCUCAGAGAAGAAAACGACGUGUCCUCUUCACUCAGGCCCAGGUCUAUGAAUUGGAGAGGCGAUUCAAGCAACAAAAAUACCUCAGCGCACCCGAAAGGGAACAUUUAGCUUCUCUCAUUCAUCUUACACCUACUCAAGUGAAAAUUUGGUUUCAAAAUCAUCGGUAUAAAUGUAAACGACAAGCAAAGGAGAAAGCCAUGGCCGAGCAAAACGCACAAAAUCAGAGUUCAAGUUCGCCGAGACGUGUGGCAGUACCGGUUCUUGUUAAAGAUGGUAAACCAUGUGGAAGUGGUGGCGGUGGUAAUGAGGGUAGUAGAGGUGGUCCAUCGGCGGCACUUGCAAGUCCUGCACCCCAUAUGACAACAGCCUCAAGCCCUCAUGGUACACAUCAUGCGGCGUCAGUCGCUCAUCAUUCAGUGGUUGGCGUAAGUCAUGUAAUGAGUUCGAGUCAAAGUCUACAGCAUUGUUCAUAUUCAAGAACGGCGGCACAACAAACAAUGCAACAACAACAACAGCCACAAUGUAGCGCUUAUCUACCAUUACAAGGUAGGGCAUGGUAGUGCGCGCCGUCCGCGGCGGGGGCAGCGGCCUACGCCAAUCCCUCCGUCACUGGCCCCUGGGCCCUCGCCGCGGAUCCAACCGCAUGGUACGCCAUACCCGAAGACAGUCCGUAAAAUUGCGCCUUUUUUAUUGCGUGUAUAUAUAUACAAAUUAAGGUACACUUUUCUCUAAUUUUUAUUUUCUUUUUUCUUUUUUUAAUUUUUAACUUUUUUUUCAAUUUUUUAUUGAUUUUAACCCGUUGCCUGUCGCUGACGCAUAUAUAUGCGUAAAACUAUAAAACUGGCCAAAAGUGCGCUCUUUACGCAUAUAUAUGCGCAACUUAAAAAAAAGUGAUGAAAAACAUCUCAAAUAUUUCUGAAACUGGUUACUAGGGGGAUUUUUGGGGUCGCUGAUUCCGAAGCUGAGGUUGGUUUUUCAAAAUUCAAAAUGGCGGAUCCAAUAUGGCGGACGAUAAUUUGAAAAUAUGAUACAAUUCGCUUGAAAAUGGUUACCCAGGGGUUUUCGGAGUCGCUGAUUACGAAUCUGAGGUCGGUUUUUCAAAAUUCAAAAUGGCGGAUCCAAUAUGGCGGACGACAAUUUGAAAAUAUGUUACAAUUCGCUUGAAAAUGGUUACCCAGGGGUUUUCGGAGUCGCUGAUUACGAAUCUGAGGUCGGUUUUUGAAAAUUCAAGAUGGCGGAUCCAUUAUGGCGGAAAAUUUUUCAAAAUUGAUCGGAUUCGACUACUGAAGCUCGUUGAAUUUAAAAUUUUAAAAAACUAACAUGCGAUUCGUAAUCAGCGACCCCAAAAAGCCCCGAGUACCCAUUUUCAAGUGAAUUGCAUUAUAUUUUCAAAUUGCCGUCCGCCAUAUUGGUUCCGCCAUUUUGAAUUUUGAAAAACCGACCUUAGGUUCGUAAUCGCAGCUACCCUGAAAACUUUAAGAUACCAAGUUUCAUAAAAAUGUAUUAAAAUUUUUUUUCAACACACUUUUGGCCCAAAUAGUGGAAAUCUCGUCGACAGUCAAGGGGUUAAAAAAAAAAAUUUUAAGUAUUUUUUAUUAAAAACCUUUUUUUUAUAUUUCUUGAAUUACACCUAAUAUAUAUACGUUUUCAAACUCGAAGAAAAUAUGACGAGAAAUAAUUCCUUGUUUUUUUUUUUGUUUACUUAUAGUAAUACUCGGUUAGGGUACGUCUACAAUUCAUUGGUCGAUGGGGGGGGGGUCGUCAUGGUAACGUAUAAGAGUGAGAGAAGCAGAG